Chelmon rostratus (copperband butterflyfish) is the source of this 7313-nucleotide messenger RNA. It is a transcript of the gene pde3a, whose product is annotated as phosphodiesterase 3A, cGMP-inhibited. The coding region runs from base 1 to 3114 and encodes 1037 amino acids. Gene Ontology annotation, biological process: oocyte maturation; positive regulation of oocyte development. Gene Ontology annotation, molecular function: 3',5'-cyclic-AMP phosphodiesterase activity. The transcript is spliced from 14 exons. Gene Ontology annotation, cellular component: cytosol. Lineage: Eukaryota; Metazoa; Chordata; Actinopteri; Chaetodontiformes; Chaetodontidae. The record is from RefSeq and is a predicted model, not a curated record.
AUGGCGAUGCCUGCAGAAUCUGACAGUACCGGUGCGCAAAGCAGCACUCGUGAAAAAAGCCUCAGCGCACCGGAUCGCAAUGGUUAUGUGAAAACAUGUGUCAUCCCACUGUGCCGUGACCGAGAUUACGAGUCGUGGGUGAGGCUAAUGUUCACAAAAAUAUGGAGUUCCCAGAGACUCCGGAGUGCGGUGUGCGCGGGGUCUCUUUCGGUUUUUCUCGCUCUGUUGGUCAAAUGUGCAGACUGGAAAGCUGAAGCCAGCAGCAGCACUGACAGCAGACUCUGGCGUUCAUCGUCUCCCCUUCACUUCGUUUCAGGCUGCGCGGCGGAGCUGUUGCAAACUUGCUGGAGUGUGGUUUCGCCAUUGUUCACCCUCGUAUGUGCCUUCUUCUGGGUCGGUGUCUACUUGAUCCGCUGCGGGGUUCUAAUCCAGACCGCCCUCUCCCUCCUAACCUUGUGCCACCUGGGCGAAGCAGCGGCGUGGUCCCUCCUCGACGGGACAGAUGAGCAGCUGUUUUCAUUCACGACAGCAGCCGUGGUCGUGCUCGUCUGCGUGGCCACCGGCGCACUCAUGGUAGCGCGGCUGAAUCAGGGCAUAUCUGUGAUCCUUUUCAUCAGCAUCGUCAGGACUAUCUCGCUCUUCUCGCUGCACAAAGUACGCGCCACUUGGAGACCGUACGUAGCGUACCUGGUCGGAGUGCUGGGCAUCCUGCUGGCGAGGUAUGCUGACAAGCUCCUUCCCAACCAAGGGAGACACAAGGAGGGCUGCACCCCCGUGACUGGAGCCAGGGAAGAGAUCCCUGUAUUUAAAAGGCGCAGGAGGUCCAGUUCUGUGAUAGCCUCAGACAUGGCACACAGUCAGUCCAACAGUAAGUCACAUCGCCGGACCUCUUUGCCAUGCAUCCAGAGGGACCAGAUGCUCCCCCGCUCGGACUGGGACCACAAGAGAGGCUCCCGAGGAUCACAGUCAUCAGGUACCACCGUCAUGGUGGACAUAGCAGUGAUGGGAGAAGCCCACGGACUGAUCACAGACCUGCUGGCUGACCCCUCUCUGCCCCCCAACACCUGCACCUCACUGCGGGCUGUCAGCAACCUGCUGACCACCCAGCUCACCUUCCAGCCGCUGCACCGGCCACGCCCCGCCCCCCUGCUUAACCCCAGCGAUGCCUACACCCUCUCCGACUCUGAGGACGGACCUGAGAAGGGAGAGAGGACGUCCAUCCACAAGCGUCUAAGGCGGAGUCUCCACCCUGGUCUUCUGCGGAGGAUCUCUUCCACGUGGACCACCACCACCUCCGCCACAGGCCUUCCCACCAUCGAGCCCGGGCCCGUCCGAAGGGACCGCAGCGCCAGCAUCAAGCCCUACCAUGAAACGCUCACCUGCAGCUGUGGGAGACCAUACAUCAAACUGAGCCAUGGGGAGGGCUCAAUAGACAAGGGAGACAGGAUACCACGGUCAGCGGAGGACCAAGUGGUCGUGUCGUCAGACUAUGACAGCACCCACGAAGCCAACCACAGUGACAGCAGUGAUGUAGCACAUACAGAGGAGGACACAGAGGAAGGAAAAAACACUGCCCAGAAUGUCAUCCUCCACCCACUAAUACCUCCUGAGGACAAACCGAUACUGGCUCCAGAGCCAUUAUUGAUGGAGGACUUAGAGCCUUUGAUGAGUCAGCUGAACAAUUGGAACUUCCCCAUCUUCAGUUUGAUGGAGAGGACCAAUGGGAAAUGUGGACGGAUCCUCAGUCAGGUCUCCUAUAGGCUCUUUGAAGACACUGGCCUCUUUGAGACCUUCAAGAUCCCUGUAAAAGAAUUCAUGAAUUACUUCCAUGCCCUUGAGAAUGGUUACAGAAACAUACCAUAUCACAACAGGGUCCACGCCACAGAUGUUCUCCACGCAGUCUGGUACCUCACCACGCAGCCUGUUCCUGGUCUGCCCAGCCUCAUCACUGACCACGGCUCUGCCAGUGACUCAGACUCCGACAGUGGAAUAACACACAGUCAUAUGGGGUUCCUGGUUUCAAAGACCUACACUGUGUCAGAAGACGGUUAUGGCUGCCUGUCAGGCCUCAUACCUGCUCUGGAGCUCAUGGCCCUUUACGUGGCUGCUGCAAUGCACGACUACGACCACCCCGGGCGGACCAACGCUUUCCUGGUGGCCACAAGCGCCCCGCAGGCAGUGCUCUACAACGAUCGAUCCGUUCUGGAAAACCACCACGCUGCCUCAGCCUGGAACCUCUUCAUGUCCUGUCCAGAGUACAACUUCCUCGUCAACCUGGACCACGUGGAGUUCAAGCGUUUCCGUUUCCUGGUCAUUGAGGCCAUACUGGCCACUGACCUGAAGAAGCACUUUGACUUCCUAGCCGAGUUCAAUGCCAAGGCGGGUGACGAGCCAUCCACUGGUAUUGAUUGGUCUAACGAGAACGACAGGCUGCUGGUCUGCCAGAUGUGCAUUAAACUGGCCGACAUCAAUGGGCCUCUGAAGUGCAAGGACCUGCAUCUGCAGUGGACGGAGGGCAUUGUCAACGAGUUCUAUGAGCAGGGCGAUGAGGAGUCCAGCCUGGGCCUGCCCAUCAGCCCCUUCAUGGACCGAGCGGCACCACAGCUGGCCAAACUCCAGGAAUCCUUCAUCACGCACAUCGUGGGACCGCUGUGCAACUCCUACGACUCAGCCGGCCUCAUACCUGGACGAUGGGUGGAACCCAACCCGGAGGCAGGCGAGCCAGAGAUCAUGGAGAAUGAGGAGGAGGAGGAUGAGGAUACCGCAGAGGAAGACACGUCCACCAGCUCAGAGGCAUCACAGAAAGCAGCUCCCAAGAAGAGGAGGAAAGUGUUCUGCCACAUCACCCAGCACCUCCUGGAGAACCACGAGAUGUGGAAGAAGGUGAUCGCGGAGGAGGCCCAGAAACAGGGCCAAGGAGCCGAGUCUGUCCAUUUAAACAAUGUAGCUGAGCCAAUCCUGGCUAUCCAUGAGGAGGAAGAGGAGCCAGGCAGCAGGGAGGAGCUAGUAGAAGGAGAGGAUCCAGAGGAAGGAGUGGAGGAACCCGAGUGGCCUGUGUCUCCGCAGGAAGACUCUAAACCUCCAGAGGAGCUAGCGGAGGAGGAUCCACAGUGAACAGCCCAUGGGAAAUAUGGAGUCAGUCAGGGCAAGGACGUGAAGAAGUAUUUCUUGUUUUCUUAUCCUAUCAGCUGACUCCUGCUUUUGCCAGCACAUCACUUAGACACAACACUGUAGAUGUUUGGGAAAUGUGUGCCUAUACAGAAAAAAAAACAGGGUGGGAAAAUUUGUGCUUUUCACAUUUUAUCUGAAUAUCUGGUUUCACCAAACAUUUAAAGGAGCUUUCCAUAUUGCAAUACAGGAUCCUUUGUGUACUUUGGGAUACAGACUCUUUUGCUACUGUCAAGAGAAGAGGAAGACUGGUUGCACAGACCUCAACCCAAUGUGGUAACACAGGACUGCAGAAAUUUGCUGCCAAUUUAUACAUAAUUAUUUUCUGAAUGCAAUUAUAUAUAGACACCACAGUUACUUGUACUUGUGUUUCAAUUUUAGCAAGAGUUUUUGAGGUCUCACAUGGGCCAUAAUAUGUUUUUAUAUAUAUAUAUAUAAAUAUAUAUAUAUAUAUAUAUAAAUGGAUUAUAAAGGGAGUCAAUUAAAUGAGGAACAUUGGCGCAUCUUUCUUCCUUUCCAUGUCUGCCAAAAUUAGCCAUAGGCUUUAACAUCUAAAAUCAAAUAAUUACACAUUUCAUGUUUUACAUUUGUUGCCAAAUUAAGUACUUUAUACCAUUAGGUGUAGCCAUAUUAGUUAAAGGAAGGAGGCUUGAGGCUCCUCACUCUCUGUAUAUGUGUGUGUGUGGGUAUGUGUGUGUGUCUGCUUGUUUUAAACUGACUCCAACGCACAACUCAUAUAUAUCGAGGACAUCGAUAUAUUCAGCUGAUUACCUGUUAUUUGUGCCAUCUCUGGCCUCCACUCCCAGUUUAAGUAUAGUGGUCAUUAAAGUUUUCACUGUGCCAAAUGUAGUCCGCAGGCCCCGCACUUACAAAGCAACAGAGGAGUGUUUGAAAUUAAAAGACCAAAAAGGGAAUAAAGUACAAAAAACAUACUCUAACACAACCAAAGUGUGAGGAAAAAUAUAAGAAACAACAAAAUGCUGUAGGUAACCCGUGAUAGACAUGAUGAAGAACCAGAAAGCAUCUAUCAAACAAAAAAAAAAGGUUUAAAGGUGCAUAAUCCUAUGAAGUUCUUUGAAAACAAUACUGUGUCCUUUGUCUUUUCUACCAAUCGUUGACUCUCUGGCUACGUGGACUCACUGUGCUGUACUCUCUGAUCCUCAUUAUGUAAAAACCUUUAGCCCUCAGGAAAACCUCAACGGUUGAAAUUCAAAGUAAACAUCUGUAUCACCUGUGAGGACAGAAACAUGCAGAGAUAGGAAGCGACUUAGAACACACGCCCAACUUUUCUGCUCUGACCAUUAUUGGGAUUUUUGACAUCUUUGCAGAUAAACUCACUGGCUGUGUGUGAAAUCUUGUCCUGGCACCUCAGGGAGACAUUCAUUCUCUCAGAGUUACGACUCCAGAGUGCAUCAGUUCUCAUAAAUCACAUCUGGAACUGUGAUGAUUCACGGCAGAUUAGUCUGGCAAAUUGAGUUAGGCAUGUUUUGUUUUGUUUUUUCACAGAAGAAAAAUGUAGUUUGAAAUCUAGUCAAGGUUGAUUAAAGGAAUGCUGGAAAUCUAUGCUGGCAAGUUUUCAGCAUCAGUAUGUCAGGUGACCUGACGGUGGCGGUGCAAAGCUGCUGUGCUACCACAGCUGUUUGAUGCCAGCAGAAAACGAUAUGCAGUGGAAAACCUCAUAAACAUUAUAUUUUCAGUUAAGAUGACAGUGGAGGCAGCAGUAUGUGUUAUUGCAUCAGUCUUUACUAUGUCUUUUGUAAUGUCCCACUGCCCAAAGUUCUGUCACUCACACUCAGUCCAUGAGAAUUUUGCACCACAUUGGCCCUAAAAGUUUGUAAACCAUCACUUUUAUAUGGUGGAAAAUAACUGCAUUUGUAGCACAGUGUGAUUAUAUUCAGACAUUACAUCGCUACCUGUAAUGCACGUCUGUGAAUCAUUGUUUUCGUAUUGCUUCACAUCAUUGUGGAGCAAAAAAUUGUUAGUUUUAGUUAUCGCCGCCACAGGCAUGUAAACGUCAAAAUAAAUGAUGCAAAUAGCAAAAAGAAACUGCUUUUCAAGAGUUUCCAGAGGACACAAAGAGCAUUGUUUCCAAAGCAGGGCGUGAAGUCACAUGAUCGCCCCCUCCCCCAAUGAGACAAAGCCAUGAGGUAAACCAGUUACAUCUCCAGUAGUUUGAGUAGGAUGCGAAAUGUCCCACUGAGGAUGAAUAUCCCACUUUUCUUGAAUAAUUCACGUUUACAUAGGAAACGAGCGUACGCAGAGCUUGAGUUCAGGGCUCCACACGAAGUUGGCGGGUCAACUUUCUGUCACACACGAGUGCAGUGAGGCGUCGCGUAAUGAAUUAUCCGCUGCUAAUCUCGCCCAGUUCUCAUGACCUACAUGCACAUCUGAACCUCUUAUGCGCCGGUAUCUCAUCUCAUGCUCUACCAUGAUCACAUUUCCUUAAACCGAACACCGCACGUCAGCCUGCAGUUAGGAUGUGACAGAGCAAUUACGUUGUAAGAAUCAGGUGUAGAACAUGGCGUCCUUGUAUCCUUGCAGACUCUGCAUUAGCAUACUCUGUCACCACACAGCGUUCCUCGCUUGUGCUACAUCCAUAAUGGCCUGUUUGCUGCUGCCCUGCUACAACAUGGAGGGUGGAUGAGGAGCGUCUGGGCCACGCGGGUUCAGGAUAAAUGGUUGAGACACUGAUUAGACAGAGAAUCAUUUAGCCCAAACCUUGUAUCAGACCAGACUUGUUAGAAGCCACUGAAUCAGAACAAUUUUGUUUGGCCUCUAAUGACCGUGUGUCGCCUCAGUCAUUGUAUGUUGUUUACAACAUGCUUGCUUGUUUUCUGUAUGUGGCCUGCAGUUCAUCCCUAAUGAGCUAUAAUCAUCAUUACGGACACAAUGGAUGCAUUUUAUUCAGCUUCUGAAAAACCCGAUGAGAAGCCACCAAUGUUAUAUAACCAGGUUCUUCAGUACAAUGCAAACAUCUUGACUAACGUGGUCCAAAAUUACAAAAAACAAACACGUUUUCUGUCUGUCAUUCAUUCGGGUGAUGCAGCUUCCACUUUUAGUUUGUUGUUCAGGCUUCCAACUUUAAGCUCCUGCUUUGUGAAUGUACAAAAAUGGUGUACAGUGUGUGUGUCAGAGAAAGAAAGUGUGUGUUUGUGUCUGUUUGUCUAUUUGAAUUCUUCCAUCGGCCUCUCUAAUGUGACUCCGUCCUGUGUUUGUCUAGCUUUGAUUGAUCGGGAUGCUACUUUACUACGAGCGGAGGUGGUGAAGUAAUGAAGGUUAAAGUGAUGCAGUAUGUUCUUCUUCAAUUCUUCUCAGACACUCGGACGAAAUUGUUAUUCGCAGAAGCUCCUAUUGCGUAUUUCUCCUUGCGCUUCCUCUUUGAUCUGCAUCUACUUAGCCUGCAGAUCCUCACUGGCAGCAUUAGUAAGCAUUCAUCACACAAGGUCUCUCAUCUAUAAAGGUGAUGCGAUUUUGUCCACUGUGUCAGUUUAUUGUUGAUCUUUUUUUUUCUUUUUCUUUUUUUUAGAGUGGACUAUGUAUGAAUUGGCCCCCAGUCACAUCAGUCUUAAUACUGUACUUGCAUUUGAGCUGAUACAGUCUUAAUAGUGUAUUUUUCACAUCUUAAUUGGUUUUAUUUCUCAUACUUAUUCACACAUGUAGCAUAAUUGUAACCACGGGACUCAAACAAGCUUUACAAUUAUGUACAAAGAAAAGAAAAAAUGAGAUGAGUAUUUUUAUAUAGUUGACACAUGUUUAAAUGAUUGCGUUCUUCUCACUAUACCUUGCACUUACCAUAUGUACUAACACUUACACGAGGAAGAAUAUGUCCAAAUACACAGUAUUUGUGAAAGUAAAAAUAAUUAAUUUUCUUGCAGGUUGAUGCUCCAUUUUGUACAAUAUACAUAUAUGCUGUACAGUAAAGAAAUUUUAAAACUACAAAAACUCUUUUAGAUAUACAUUAUUUAUUUUUACCAUUUUGUAAUUUAGACACUAUACUGUAGCUUCAAUAUUGCCAGACUUACUGGAAGUGCCUAUAUUGGUAUUAUGUAUCAUACAGUGAAUAUAUUUGAAGAUCAUUAGAAGUUGUCACAAACUGAACCAUGUGGAUGUUGUAAUGUGAAUACAUUGAAUUACAAGACUAUAAU